AUGUCUCCUGCAGCAACAACAGAGCUUGGCCCUGCCAGUGGCCCCGAUGUCCAACUCAAACCUGAAGAGACACCUAAACACAAGGCUCCUCGCCAACAUGCCGCACACGAAGAAUACCAAUACCUCGACUUGAUUCGUGACAUCCUCGAAGAAGGAGAGCACCGUCCAGACAGAACUGGUACUGGUACAUACUCCAUCUUCGCCCCUAACCAACUUCGCUUCAGACUUUCCGACAAAGACACUGGAAAAUUGAUUCUACCUCUUCUCACCACAAAACGUGUCUUCCUCCGCGCCGUCAUUGCUGAACUCCUAUGGUUCGUUGCUGGAAGCACAUCCUCAACUCCCCUCACCGAACAAGGCAUCAAGAUUUGGGACGGCAACGGCUCGCGUGAAUACCUCGAUUCAGUCGGUCUCUCGCAUCGUGAAGUUGGCGAUCUCGGCCCUGUCUACGGCUUCCAAUGGCGCCACUUUGGUGCUGAAUACAAAGACGCAAAGACUGAUUACACUGGCCAAGGUGUCGAUCAACUGGCAGAGGUCGUACAUAAGUUGAAGAACAACCCCUACGAUCGCCGCAUCAUUCUCUCCGCUUGGAACCCCGCAGACCUCAAGAAGAUGGCUCUGCCACCUUGCCACAUGUUCGCUCAGUUCUACGUCUCGUUCCCCAAGGAUGCACCUACCAAGGCAGAUGGUUCAAAGCAGGGCACUCUACACUCUAUCUUGUACCAAAGGUCUUGCGACAUGGGUCUAGGUGUCCCUUUCAACAUCGCCAGUUAUGCUCUGCUGACCCACAUGCUGGCAAAGGUGUGCAACUUGAUCCCUGGCACUUUCACACAUACAAUGGGCGAUGCACACGUCUACUGCGAUCAUGUUGAUGCUCUCAAGCUCCAAAUCGAGCGUGUACCAAAAGACUUCCCUGAGCUGGUUAUUGAAAAGUCGGACGAAGAUCUCUCGAUUGACGGCUGGAAAGUCGAGGAUUUCAAGGUCCUUGGAUACGACCCUCACAAGGGCAUUGCCAUGAAGAUGUCUGUAUAA
Molecule: messenger RNA, 1032 nt
Organism: Aureobasidium melanogenum CBS 110374
Lineage: Eukaryota; Fungi; Ascomycota; Dothideomycetes; Dothideales; Saccotheciaceae
Product: thymidylate synthase
Exons: 2
Coding region: 1-1032 (343 amino acids)
Biological process (GO): dTMP biosynthetic process
Cellular component (GO): cytosol; mitochondrion
Molecular function (GO): thymidylate synthase activity
Source: RefSeq, a predicted model, not a curated record